Molecule: messenger RNA, 2529 nt
Organism: Bacidia gigantensis
Lineage: Eukaryota; Fungi; Ascomycota; Lecanoromycetes; Lecanorales; Ramalinaceae
Exons: 2
Coding region: 1-2529 (842 amino acids)
Biological process (GO): P-body assembly; deadenylation-dependent decapping of nuclear-transcribed mRNA
Cellular component (GO): P-body
Molecular function (GO): RNA binding
Source: RefSeq, a predicted model, not a curated record
AUGUCUUUUAUUAGCCCCCACACUGGUGGUCACCCUACCAAAGCUCCUGGGUUUGGGAAUGCUCCAGACCCAUUUGCCAGCAUUUCUCAGAAUCGAGGCAUUGAGGAUGAGGAAGACGCUAUCGACUUUGAGGAUACAUACGAUGGUCUGGGAGACCAGCUAGACGAUGCUGACGAUGAUUUGAAUGAUGAUACCUUUGGUGGUGGCAAUUCUGGAAGCAAAGCUCCUGCAAGAGAUUUCGAUUUUUUUGGGAAUACCAACAAAGUGAGCGAUGCAAUCAAUGAGGAAGCGAUCCGCUACCAGAGGCAAUCCAAAUACAGCGCGAGGCCCUUGGUUUCCGUCGAGCCUUCCAAACCAACCCCCAAGUCCUACAAGACGGGUUAUGAAGCCUACAAGAAGCCUGGCUAUGUCCCCGAUCUUCAGGUUGAUCCAAGUCUAUGGGGGACGGCAUCAAUCUCAGCUGUUCCAAGUAAUACAGGCCCAAAUCUGUCCCAACAAGAACGGCCAAGUGUUCCACCUCAAAAGAAGAUGAUGAGUCUCGAGGAGGUUGAAGCCGCGAUGCGCGCUCAGCCCAAGAAGCCGUCCUUGAGUUUUCGAUCACAGCAGCCUGCUCGAUCCCCACCAAAGCAAGCCCAAGCAACAUUUCCGGCACAGCAAGCUUCACGCGGUGUAGAGUUGUCGUCGUCUCAGCGCUCUCAGGGUCCUCCAGUACAAAUAUUACAACACUCACAGCAAUCGCACGCGCAGUCGCGCGAUCACUUACCUCCUCAAUCUAGAGCGAAUCGAAGCCUCGAGCAGAUACAUGCGACUAACCUCCCAGAGCAACCAUCCCAAGUCCAGGCCACGCAAAUUCUUCAACGUCCUCAACCUAGAAUGCCGCUUCCGCAAAGUACUGAUGUUUCAAAUCAGCCUCGCCAGAUUUUGCAGAAUCCAAACAGAAACUCUCUGCCUCCUGACCAGAGAAACAUGGAGCCUCCGGAACCAAUACUGCACCUUGGAGAUCUUACAGCUGCCCAAAGUGGUACUCAAGUAGCACUACCUAUCAUUACACAUCCGGCUCAGCUCGCAACGCUAUCGCCUGAGCAGCGUGAAGCGUAUGCUACAGAAGAGGCACGAAGAGCAAAGCGAAAUCAUAAAAUUUUUCUCAUGUCGAAGGGCAACGGCUUGAUGACUCCGCAGGAUAAGAAUUUUAUCACGCGGAUUCAGUUGCAACAAUUGAUGACAGCAACUGGGAACGUGAAUGACUCAAAUCCAGACGUGUCUCUUGCAGAGGACUUCUACUAUCAGGUCUAUAACCAAAUAGAAAAUCGCCCUAGGCAACACCCUCAUCAGCCUCUCAGCAAUUUUGCCCAAACGUAUCUGUUCCAGACGGGCGGUCGCCAGGGUGUAUUGAAUCGGAGGAACAACCGAGGUGACAAUCACAUGCACCGAAUGCAGCAGCAAGUCCAGCGAGCUAUAGAAGCUGCUAAGGCGAAACCUAAGAAUAAGCAGCUCGUAAUCGAAGGCAGUCUCGGAAAAAUCUCUUUCAGUAAUUCGAAAACGCCUAGACCCAUGCUGAACAUUAAGCGCAAUGAUAAUUUACCCCAGGUCUCGCUCAACGCGACAGACCGGAAAUCAAUCCUGAAAAAUAUUGAAGCAGUCUAUGCAUCCCUAAUGGAAAUAGAAGACAACGAUCGCCGUGCCCCUCCACAGCCAUUAAACGGCGAGGAUGCAACAACAUCGGAUCACUAUCAUCUGUGGCAGCAAACUUAUGAAGAGCUGAAUGAAAAGCUCUGGUCAGAGCUCCGAGUUAAGGAACCCAUCAUGCAGAAUUCGCAGGCAAUGCAUCCAUUUAUUGCCUUCCUGUCUUACCCAAAGGGCAAGAGAGCUAUUCCUCGAAUAUUCUCGCAUAUGAACGAUCAGCAACGACUCACCAUCGUUACGAUCAUCAUGAUUCAGCUUGAUACCUUGGACGUUGUAAGGUCCGCUCAGCCUCAAGUCGCUGCAACGCAAUCACGAUCCGUCGUUAGCGAGCAAGUCGACCUUUUCCUUCAGGCAGUCAUGCCAAGCUUGCUUUCUUAUGUGAACGAAGCUCCACUAGACGUAAUCAUUGGUCUCCUCGGCUUAGUCCUUGGACGUGUCAAUGCUACUGCUGUUUCAAAGAGUCGCGUUGGUCUAGAAAUCCUUACGAUGCUCCUUAGCCAGGCGGAGAUUAUUCGCAAAGCCGAAGCCACUAACGACCUGGAAUGGUCUCAAUGGCUGGCCACUUACAAUCAGCUAUUCGAUACUGUUGAACCACUUCUGUCGAUUAUCUUCCCUGAAUCUGUUAGUGCAGGUGGAGACGUGUAUGUUUGGCAAUUCCUCGCCACCGUUGGCACAGGCGCGAGUCCCGAACAGCAACAGAGACUUGUCCUUGCGGUGAAAGAUAGGGUUAUGGACACUGUACAGCAGUGCAAGACAUUACCACCUGAAAUGGCUGCCCAAAGAAAAGGUGAUGUCAACCUUUUCAUGCAAGCUAUUGGCCUCGAUGUGGAUCUACUUGAAGGAUGA